AUGGCCGACGACGCCGCCCCACCGCCGCCGCCGCCGCCGCCCGCGACCUUCAGUUCCUUCAUCAACAAGAACACAUCGGCCAAGAAGUUUGCUCCCAAGGCCGCCCGCAGACGGCCAGCUGCUGCUGCUGCUGCUGCUGCCGCCGGCCCCACAGCUGCCUCUGCCGCCGGCCCCGCAGCCACUUCCGCACCCUCGGCCGAGUUUUUGAGCGCCCCCGCCGCGCCGCUGCCCACGCCAGCACCCACCCAGGCGCCCCUCCAGCCACUGUCUCCUGCAGCCGCCGCCGCGUCUUGGAGCGCUGCUGUCCCUACCACACAAGACGCUUCACCUCCCGCGACCGCUGCACCUGAAGCACCAGCACCCAGUCCGCCACAGCAACAGCCACAGCCACAUGCAGCACCAGAGAUCCAACACGUCCAGACCCAACACGUCCAGGCCCAACACAUUCAAACCCAACACGCCCACACCCACACCCACACCCACCACGUCCCACAGCCUCUCAAAGAUGACAUCGACGCGGGAAGAUCACCCAAGAGGAGGCGCGUCGAGUCGCCCUCGCGCCAGAGCGCACCCAUGGUCCCCGUAGCUGUCAUGCUUCCCCCACAGCCUGAGACCGCAUUUACCACCACCACCGAUGCAACCCCUCCUGUCGAGACAGUACCUACCACCACCACCGAUGCAACCCCUCCUGUCGAGAUAGUACCUACCACCACCACCGAUGCAACCCCUCCUGCCGAGACCGCAUCUACGACCACCACCGAUGCAACGCCCCCUGUCGAUACAGCCCCUACCCAGCAGAAGCGCGGGCGGAGGACGUUGCCGUGGACAGCCGUCAAUCACCCACAAGACGAGGGCGGCGAGGCCAGUGGCGCUGCCGAGCCACCCGCAAAGAAGAAGCGCGCGCCACCCAAACCCCGAGCCGAGAAGAACGCACCCGAGGCGGCCGCAGAAGGAGAGGCACAGGAGGACGGUGACGAGGACGAGGACGAGGCAGAGCCCACAGAAUCACGACUCAGCGCCAGAGCGACUGGAAAGCGGACGGCACAUGUCCAAGACGACCAAGACGACCAAGACGGCGAACCAGCCGCGCCCCCAUCCAAGAAGCCGCGAAAACCGAGCAAGGACAAGGGGAAGGAGCGGGCUGAGGAAGCAGAGCUCGCCGAAGGACAAGGUGACCAAGACGGCGACGCGCCUGCCAAACCCAAACGCAAGCCGCGCGCGCCAAAGAAGAGAAAGACAGCCCUUGCUGCAGCCAAACACGGCUCAGAGGAACCAAAGCGUAGAGGUCGACCUCCCCGUGAAGACACGCCGUCCGACGCCGAAGAACAGAUCAUCGACCCAGACAUGAUGUGCAUGGACGACCUGGCAUCGCGCAACAUCCGCGUAGGCAAGCUCUCGCGCCGCGAGAAAGAGAUGCGCAAGAUCGACUGGGAAGCCGUCAAAGAGCGCCGCCGCGAAGAAGAUGCUCGCCACAUCUCCACAAAGGAAACCCAAGCCGCCGUCGACAAGCUCCUUGAAUCUGGCCAAGUCGAGCCGACCCCGACUGGACCCCGCUACCAUGUCGUGGACGGCCGCAUCGAGCUCAUUCAAGAUUCGGGCACCAUUGACCGCGAGCGCGACGCCGAUCGCGAAAUCGACGCUAUGCUCAUCACCGAGGAGGACGACCUUACUACACGCAUCACAAAUCGCAGCUUCAUGAAGAACAACAAGCGGUUCCCCAACGAAUUCGUGCUUCCUGGACAGGGCAAGAGGUGGAACCAUCAAUCCACGGAUAUCUUCUACCAGGGACUGCGCUCUUUCGGCACCGACUUUCAAAUGAUAGCGCACAUGUUCCCUGGUAUGACGCGCCGCAGCAUCAAAACAAAGUUCACACGCGAGGAACGCGAGAACCCGGAGAUUGUGCGCGAUUGUCUGCGCGGCAAGUCCGAACUGGCCUCCCACUGGGACCAUUUCCUCGCCGCCUCCCAGAUGGAAGAAGAAUCCUUCGCCGAUGCCGACGCCAUCAAGCGCGAUCUCGAGGAGGAAGAGGCGCGCAUGCGUGAGCAGAUCAACGAAGCCCUGAAAGAAAAGGAGGAGCGCGAGAAGCAGAAGAAACUCGCCGGAUUGACCGAUGACGGCGACGGCGCGGCUGACAACCAAAACGGCAAGGGCAAGAAGAAGAGGAAGCAAAAGGACAAGACGGUCACUUUCCAGGAGGAGGGUGUGGAGAUUGUGGGCGAGGUGGAUGACGAUCCGAACUGGGGGCAGGAGUGA
This is a messenger RNA of Ascochyta rabiei, 2253 nucleotides long. RefSeq lists its product as uncharacterized. The coding region runs from base 1 to 2253 and encodes 750 amino acids. The transcript has a single exon. Lineage: Eukaryota; Fungi; Ascomycota; Dothideomycetes; Pleosporales; Didymellaceae. Gene Ontology annotation, cellular component: transcription factor TFIIIB complex. Gene Ontology annotation, molecular function: TFIIIC-class transcription factor complex binding. Gene Ontology annotation, biological process: RNA polymerase III preinitiation complex assembly. The record is from RefSeq and is a predicted model, not a curated record.